AUGAGUAUUUCUCAAGACAGUGCAGCGACUAUCGUCUGUCGCGAGGUCUUUGACGAGGCCUCACACCCUUCCAAUGAGGAGAUUAUCGAUCACGCAAAGCGUAUUGGAAUCAACCCAAUAACGGAACCACACCUCCUUGAUCUUGCGCGUGAAGGGUUGAUGGCACCCUUGCCGAAGGGCUGGACCCCUUGCUUCCACGAGAUCUUCAAGACCUGUUACUACUACGAGGCCUCGACGGGGACCACUACCUGGGAACACCCCCUUGAUGGAAAGUACAAGGAGCUCGUAAAGGCAGCAAGAGCUUCCCAAAGUCGACAGCAGAGUCUUGACGAUGACUCGAAAACAUUCGCCAAGGAGCUGGAAUCCCACGAGGAGGCAACAAUCCCCAAGGAGCCGCCCCCAUCAAAGCAUCCCCCGACGAAAAUCCCCACGAAGCUGGCACCACUCAGGAAGUCAGUGAGUGACAUGGGGAAGCGCAAGGACCACAGAAGGUCCACCAGCGAGGCCAGACUGACUGACCGCUCCGCGAGGGACUACACGAACCUCCAGUACCAGGACCCGAGGUUCUACGAGUCCCCGAAGCUGCUGAGCCCCGAGGGGGAGCUCAACUUCAGAAAAAUCGUCAAGCGCUCGGAAUCGAUGAGCCCCAGGUACGAGAAGGACUGGGAGCAGCUAUCAAGUAAGUUCAGCUCCGAGGAGAACGUCAUCGACAUCGACAAGCUCAGUGCCAGCUCUUUGAGCAAGAUUGAUGGAAAGGGUGACAGGUUCGACAAGGAGAAGCAUCCCAGCCAGAUCAUGAGUCGCCAGAAGGAGCUCACUCUUACUGGCGGCGGCUCCAUGUUUCUUAAAAGCAACAGGAGCCGUGAUAACACUCCCAGUCAUGAAGCCGCCAAGUUUGAGGAUUUUCAGAUCAACAGCCUCAGUCUCGAGAGGCCAAAGUCUAUUCUACGAGAGAAGCCGCCUGAAGAUGAUGAUCGACAUACAGAAGAAGAACGCAAAAGCGUACGCUUUGACCUAGAAAAAAACAAUUUAGACGACAUCAAAUUCACUUACUCAGGAUCUGAGGAUGAAGAUUGGAAUUCUGAAGUGUCAGAGCCGAAAUCAGAGUCCAAAGACGACGCUCUAGAUGACAAACUGGGUGCCAAGGAGCCUAAAAACAAACCAUCUAGUCCUGGAUCAAAAAUGGUUGGCAACCGUUUUCUGGUGCAGGAGGUAUCAGAGUCAGAACACUUGAGCCAGUUGAAGGAAGACUUGGAUGACCUGCCGACAAACAAGUUUACAAACAUAAAAAACAUUGACCUGUUCUCCAAAAGCGACACUGACAGCACGCCCAGGACAGGGAAGAACGAUUCCAGAUCCCUGGAAACAGAGGCUCAUCUCAAGAAACUGAGGUCGGAUCUUGAAGGGGUGAACAAAGAAAAGGAGAGGAAUAAGAGGAAAGACGACGAUGUGAAAAGUGCCAUUACAAGGAAACACGAGAGAGAAAUUCUUGGAUUGAAGAGAGAGCUUGAGGAAAGAGUUGAGAGAACGCGGAAGGAAAUGGAGGCGAGCUUUCUUGAGCAGCGCUCGCAGAUGGAGAAGCUCAUGGAGGGAAAGCUGGAGGAGUUUAAAAGUCAGCUGCUGCUGAAGGAGCAGGAGGAGAUCAAUAACUUGGUCGCUGAAAUGGACGAGACCAGGAGGAAGAAUUUGGAGAAGGUCAGAAGUGAAUUGGAGGCUUGCUAUGAGAAGGAAAGGCAGGAGAUUUUUGUCAAGUUGAAGAACGAGCUGGAUGAGAAGAAGCAGGAGAUGCUGGAGCUUAGAAAUCAUGAAAUCGAGAAGAUGGAGAAUGAGUAUGACAAGACGAUGGACGAAGAAAAGAUUCUUAAGAUGGCUGAGCAUGAUUUGGCGCAGAAGCAGAAUAUUAAGAUUGAGGAUAUGAAGAAGGACUUGGAGAAGGAAUUUGAUGAUUUGAGAAAGAAGCUCAGGGCUGAACAGAGGGAGAAGAUGACCAAGAUUACCGAAGAGCAUGAAAAGUGCUUGGCUGAAAUUUCCCGGGAUUAUCGCGUUGAGGAAAACAUGGCUCGGAAGGUCUUCAAGCAGAAGCUGGACGAAAUUAGAUCCGACCUGGCUCGGGAAAUUGAUAAGGAGACCAAAAAGAUCUCCGAUCGCGCUACUAGACAGGAUUCCGCGGAUUACGACAAAAUUAGGUGCGAGAAGCGGAUUUUGGAGGACAAGUACAAAACUUUGAAGGACAAGUACUUGAAAUUGAAGAACGACGUGCGUUUGGCGGUAGAAAAGAGGAGUAAACGCAAAGAGGGGCAUACUACAGCUUCCGAAACAGAGAAAUCGGGUUCCACUAGGACCAGGACCGAAAGAACCGAGUCUCUGACUCAAAAUAGAACAUCAUCGAAAAACGUGAGCUCAAGCUCGAAGCUGGAGGUGAACCAGAAUCAGAACCAGAACCAAAAUACCGUAGACAACUCCGAGAGCCAGCAGUCCUUUCAGAGGUUCAGUCACGGAGACUCCAGAAGUGCCAAGUUCGAGUCAGACGACACCACCACCGCCAGCGAGACCAUGAACUCGAACAUCCUCCAGAAGAAAAAGAGCCACGCGAAAAAGACUCCGACAAAGCUUCCGUUGAACAACAAUAAUAUCGCGGACAAUCCCGUGGAGAAUAUCCGGAAGCAAUUGGAGAAAUUAGAAGACCUAGGUGAUCAAUUACCUACUAAUGAAAAUGCUUAUACGUUGAGAUACCCUUUCCAAGAUAAAGUUCCCGUCAACGCUUCGUCGGAGCUCGAGUUCUUCAGACACCGGAUCCACGUCGAGAGGGACUCCGUGAAGCGCGCCAGAGAAACUUUGAGAGCACAGAAGAACAUCUUCCAGGGAGUGCAGAAGGCCUGGAAAGAACGCAGUGCUCGAGCUACUUUGGAGCAGCUCGUUCAAGAGGAACGAGAGCUUUCGGAUAUGGAGGUCAGUCUCCAUCGCACCAAGAGUCUUCUCGGUGAAAAGGUUAUUCAUCUCAAGCAUCUCGAGCAGUCAUUAGAGCGCGUUGCCAACGCUAAGAAAAACGAAAAUGAUAUCAGCCCAAUUAAGAGCGAUGAAUUGACUCUCAGUGAUAUCUCCAGCGCUAGCAGCGGAUUUUCUUCUACUGAUCUGGACAAACCCGAUUAUUAUCAAGAGUCCACGGAAAUAAUUGCGAGUCUUGAAAAUUUGAACUCAGAAAUACGGGAAAUUUGGAAUGUUCUUAAUAAGCGCAGGGGUAAUAAUGUACCACCGCCUCCUAAUUUGGUUGGUUCUGACACCAGAUGGUUUCCUUUUCAGCAUCUUACUACUCAAUCAAAUAAUAUUCAAGGUUUCGGAACUCCGAAUAUUCAAUCAAAUAUUUUGUCACAGCUGACAGCUCACCCGCCGACGACAACGCAGAAUAUAAUUGCUCAAUACGGACCAAAUAGUGGAUUCACGACGAGUGUCGGAACGGUUGACCGCGGGUCUAACUUGAUUGAGCGGACGCGAAACAUGCGAGACUGGUUGAGGCAGGCGCGUGUCGAGACCACAGAUUUAAUCAGCACCGGACAGGCCACUCUAUAA
Molecule: messenger RNA, 3567 nt
Organism: Cotesia congregata
Lineage: Eukaryota; Metazoa; Arthropoda; Insecta; Hymenoptera; Braconidae
Source: the annotation of a GenBank genome assembly